Molecule: messenger RNA, 1442 nt
Organism: Pelagomonas calceolata
Lineage: Eukaryota; Pelagophyceae; Pelagomonadales; Pelagomonadaceae
Source: the annotation of a GenBank genome assembly
CGAAGAGCUCCUGCGCGGCCGACUCUUGCCUCUCGGGCUGGGCAGAGAUUCCGCGGCAGCUGCCCUUGCUGGCAAGAAGUGCUCACACGACAGUUCGUUCCACCUCCGCCGCAUCGAGGACACGCUGGUCGAAGCGUCGAUCGAUGGUGGGGCGGUGGCUCCUCGUUGCCGCGGGUGCGGCGGCGGCGACGGAGUGCCCCACGUUGAUUCAUGAAGACGCCGGCGUGCGCCUCGCGGGCUACGUCGUGUCGCGGCGCCGCGACGUGGACGUGCGCGACGCCGUCCGGCGGACGUGGUGCGCGACGGCCCGCCGCGUCGCGUCGGACGACGUGUCUGUUGUCGUGCGCUUCUUCGUGGGUUUAGAUACGGUGGAAGGCGGGGACGACGCCCAUAUGAUGGAUGUGACCGUCGUGGACGUGCCGGACGGGCCGUCCGCCGUGCCGCACCUGCGGCUCUACGCCCUCCUGCGGUACGACGCAUGGGCGCGCCGCGCGACGCACUUCCUCGCGCUCGACGACGACGCGUACCCGUUCCUCGACCGUCUUACGCAAAGCCUCGUCGAGAAACGGGCGAUGCACGCGCCGGCGGGCCGCGGCGUCGGCCCCGCUAUCAGUAUCGCGCUCGAGGAUACCUUUGUGUGGGGAUACUUCAUGGAGCACCCGAAGUUCGGCCCCUGGCCCUUCGCGGCGGGUUUUGGGAAGGUCCUGACCGCGGAUCUAGCACACGCUCUGGCCGCGAUGAACGCGACCGUGCCGCUCGAGCUCGGGCCGCCUUGUAAAAGCGUGCGCGACGACGGCACGAACAUCACGUGCGAGCGCGCCUGCGACGACGCGGACCCCCGCGUCCAGGGCGUGUGCCUGAAGCGCGUCUGGAUCUACGAAGACAAUUUGCUCGGGAUGUUGCUGACGCCGUUCCGCUACCAGCUCGUGCACGACAAGCGCUUCCACGUCGUGCCCGGGCCGCCCUCGGAACGAUACGACGGCGCGCCGGGCAUCCCGCCGUCUCAGACAUCUUUACUCGUGGACCGGCACGACUUCAAGCACGCGAUGGGCGUGGUGGAUUUUUUGGAGGCGAUGCACGCCGCGGCGCUGACCGGGAACUACGACCGCUUCCUCCUCUCGCCGGAAGGCGUCUGCGGGUUGGAGCGCCUCGUGUGCUUCAACAAUUCCAGGGAUGAGGUGGAGCGCGUCGCCUACGAGUUCACGAUCGACGAUCGGACGCUCGCGGUCGUUUUUGACGACUGUAAACAGGCGGAGGGCUUCGGCGACGUCUGCGUCGUCAACGGGUCGGACCCCGAGGGCCGCGUCUCGCUCCACGAAUCGAACAAGAAUAUAAUGCACCAAUUCGCGCUCGACGACUGCCGCACGAUCGCGGCCGACGUCGCGGCCGUCGGGCGCGCGGCGCUGCCGGGGAGCUGUGGGGGGUAACUUGUCUUUGUUGUU